Messenger RNA from Diaporthe amygdali, 2670 nucleotides. RefSeq names its product FAD dependent oxidoreductase. Bases 1 to 2670 code for a protein of 889 amino acids. Gene Ontology annotation, cellular component: cytoplasm. NCBI's taxonomy places the organism in Eukaryota, Fungi, Ascomycota, Sordariomycetes, Diaporthales, Diaporthaceae. Gene Ontology annotation, molecular function: oxidoreductase activity. Gene Ontology annotation, biological process: biosynthetic process. The transcript has a single exon. The record is from RefSeq and is a predicted model, not a curated record.
AUGAAGUUUCUCGUCACUGCUGGUCUCACGUCGUUCCGGCCUGGGAAAGUCCAGCCAACAUACAUCUCUUUCAGUGAUGCCAGCUCCGAUAUUUCUGCCUCGUUGACAAGUCCAGAUACAGUGGAUGUGUGGAUAUGUGACGGAGAAGAAUCGACUGGUGAACUGAUGGACCAGUGGCUUGGCCAAGCUUGUCAUGUACCCAAGUCAAUGCUGGUGCGAGAUGCUGCCAUGAUACCUCGCCUACAGCAAUAUGCCAAGGGCCGCGUGUUUGAUAUAGCCACGUUUCCAGAACGAUCUUCCAACACUUCCACGAGAGAUUGGGAUGAGGCCAUAUUACAUGACGCGGAACUCCUCUACGCUCGAGCCCGCGCCGAAGCUGGAACGCAGCGGGUGAGACUCAACAGAAUAAACGGAGAUGUCCGCAAGACGACUGUUCUUCUAGUUGGUGCGGGCAUCAUGAAUCUAAUCACUGCACGACUUCUGGCCAAGAAUGGCUACCAGGUACGCGUUGUAGACCAAGGUCCAGACCCACGAUGCUGCGGACCGAAAGACUGGACUAGCUUGGGCGUCACCAGCGGCGGUCACAACGCUCGCAUGUUCACUCACACGGAGGCGGACAAUUACAAUGAGCAAGGCAGCCAGAUAUACCAGGAUAUGCAGUCAAUCUUCCGCAAGACUGUGAGCAACGGCGGAUGGAGCGUCAAGUUGCCCAAGGACUUCUCUGCCGCCGAACAUGCCUGGGUGGACGCUUUCCAACGCGUGCCAAGCUGGAUGGCGGCGACAUUCAAGAAGAACAUACACGGGGUGAACUGUGAGUCGGGAAGGAUCUGGAAGGAACUCAUGGCAACCGAUCCUCAACUGUUCGAAGACGUGGGACUUCAUCGGGACAUAGUACGUAUGUACGUGGAGCCAAUCGCGUUGGACGCAUCAGUCAAGCUCAACCGAAGGCUUGAUGCACUUCUCCAAGCUCCUCCUCUUGAAGAGUUUCUGAGAUCAUACCCGGAAUUUCGAUCAGCUGCCGAGUCGGAUCAUCUCGCAGGAGGCAUCACGGUGGACGGGUUUACUUUGAACAUUCACCUUUUCGUCGCCAAGUUAAUAGAUCAAAUAACUACCCUGGGCGGGCAGUUUGUCUGGAACAACGAAGUGAAGAGCAUUCAGUGCAACUCGAAAGGCGAAGUGACCGCACUUCUGUCGCUUAAAGGGGAUUUGAAAGCGGACCACUUCGUCGUGAGCCCCGGGACGACUGGAAACGCACUGCUUAACGGAACUCUCAGCGAGAACCUGGUCCACGGUGUGCUGGGGAUAUGGCUGCAGAUUCCCAACGUGGAACCGCAAUUGCAGAAUUCUAUGAAGAUUCACCGACGAGGCCACAAGGUAGAAGACAUCAACAUAACCGUGGCCAAGGACCGGGAAACCGGUGAGAAUAUCCUCAUCUUCGGAGGUGGGUACGGUUAUGUGGGUUUGGACCGUCCGGCGCCAAGUUCGACGGAACUCAACGCGCUCUACGACGAGUUGGAAGAGGUAGCGCGCAUCUAUUUCCCGCGGGGGUAUGCCGCAGCAAGAAAGCUGGGACCCAAGGCAAUGUACCCGGACGGAAACCGCAAGUACUGCGUCCGGCCUUUCACACCCACGGGCCUUGGACUGUUUGAGAAGAUCCCCACCGCCAACGGUGGUCAGCUGAUCAUCACUGGCGGCAACAACACAGGCGGAUUCGCACAGGCACCAGCUGUAGCGCGUGCUGUAUUGCGAUCCUUCAUGGGCGAGCCUGAUCCCAUCCACGUGCUCUUCCAUCCUGACCGCGGCAAGCUGCCCUCAAUCAUUGCCAGUGUGGCCCGAGUCCCUGACCCCAAGUCCCUUCUUGGGGUCAUGGAUAACGCCGUAGCUCGGCGACCGAUUAAGCUGCUCCUGCUCUGCUCAGACGGGCCCCAGCACCGUUAUCUACGCUAUCGUCUGGACCAGGAAUUCCCCGGAUACCGCUGCAUCCAAGAGACAAGCGAUGGGCAGGUCCGCCAGCUGAUGGACAAGGGCCGCAUCAUCGACGCAGGCUGGCAGAAAUAUCAUGAGCUUCGCCGCAGCUUUUUCGGCUACGGCCAUCAGCGCAACGCGCACUUUGACCGUCUGAUACCCCAAGGCCACGUCUUACCUGAGCCGGACCUUAUCGUCGACAGCGUCAACUGUCGCAAGGUGUGGGAUGCAGUAGAGGAGUGGAAGCCGGAGCUGACCAUUGUUUCGGGCACGAAGUUCAUUGGCAAGAAGUUGAUCGCGCGCGGGGGGCUCAUGAUCAACAUACACACUGGUCAUCUGCCCGAGUACAAGGGUAACCACUGCAUUUUCUUCGCCCUUUACGACGGAGCAGUGGAUAAGGUCGCUUCGACGCUGCACCAGUUGACGUCCAGCCUGGACGGAGGCGAUGUGUUGGAUCGGGUUUUCCCGCCGGUUCUCCCGGCCGAUAACGAAGAGACUUUAUAUACCAGGUGUCUGGAGAUGUCGAUUGAUCGAUGCGUGGACCAUGUCGUACGGUUUUCCCGCGGCGAAAAGCUGGAUUUCCUGCCGCAGAAGGCAGAUGGGAACAUGUUUCGACAUCGAGACCGUACGCCAGGGAAGGAACUGUACGUGUGGUGGAGGCUAAAUGCCGGUGGGCUUCUGAGGACGCAGGAUAAAACUGAUUGA